AUGUUCCAGCGUCUCAAAGGCGCGAUAGACUCGCGCAUUGCCGAGGAGCAGGCGCGCCAGAGGCAGGCUGCUGAGCAACAACGCUCCCAGACGCCAGGCCGUUCCAGCUCCUUGCGCCGUUCUAACUCCCGCGCCUUGUCGCCCUCGAAACGUCCGGGCGAUCUGCCGCAAGGAAAAGGCCCCGACCCCGCUGAAUUCGACCCUCGUUUCGUUGUCGGCGAGGAUGAGCCGAGUCGCACUGCUACGCCUGCGCCGGCCCAAGACAAAGACGAAUCAGCGCAACCACAGGCCGCGGGGGAUGGUGAUGCUGCCAAGGAAGACAGAGAGGCGGCGGAGCCAGCAAAAGAUGCCAAGCCAACUGUUUCGACUGAGCUUCCGACUGAAAUCCGCGUCAGGCUACGUAAAUUAGAAAAGCUGGAGCCUAAGUAUUCUGAACUUCUUCGCUCCUACCGCAUCGCCCAUGCCCGCGUGUCUGCCAUCGAACCAUUUGAAGCUUCAUUGAGGGAGCACACCCCACUGACCUCGAUCAAUGACCCUGGAGCCCUGAUCGAGUACCUAAAUCAAAUCACCCUCAAAGGAGAUAUGGUCAUGGAGGAACUCAAACGCGUGUCAGGAGAGAGGGACUCCUUCAAACAGAAGCUAGAAGAGGCGGAGAAGCGGGCGACCAAAGCACAAGACGACCUUGACAAUCUCCGCUUGGAGAAGGAAACUGCUACCGCAGCAGAUGGCAAGAGUACCGAUGCAGAUUCUGGGGUGGUUGCUGAGAGCGAGUCCGUGAAAUCUCCCACGGUGGAAGAGAGUGAGGAGUUCUUCUCAUACGACAGCGAACUGCCUCGUGUCAAGAAGGAACUUCAAGAGCGGGAGGAACAGAUUGGAAAGCUUGAGGAGGAAAACAAAUCUUUGAAGAACGAAGUCACUUCAGCCAAGGAAUCUGCCGAGCAACUAGUGCGGAAUUUAGAAACGGCGACAAGUGAUUUACAAGCGCUCAAAGAAACCAAGGAGAAGUCGGACACUGAAGCUGUUGAAAAGGCCGAGGCCCUGCAAUCAACAGCUGACGGCUUGCGCAAAUCGGCAGAUGAACUGAGAGAAAGUCUCGAGAAAGCCCAGAAAGAUUUGGAACGGCAUGAAAACGAACGAAAUGCUUAUGAAAGCACCACCACGGAUCUCCGAUCUUCACUCGAUAAAGCCAACAAGGACUUGGAGGAGUUGCGCAAGACCAGUGCCGAAACUUCAGAGUCAGGCGAAGCUGAAAAACGUCUACAUGUUGAAAUAGAGAAACUCGAGUCUGAGCUCAACGAGCUGCGAGCUUCGUCAACUAAGCACGAAAAACGCAGUGAAACCUUGAACAACCUUGUCUCGACUCUAAAGGAGCAAUUGAAGGAUGCAGAAACCGAGAAGAACCGUCUCAAGAAAGAGAUUGAAGAGCAAGCCAAAUCUGCCGCCCAAGAGAAGCAGGAGCCUGAACGCGCAGCAACUGCUGAUAAGACAGAAACCACGGCUCCGGGUGCUGCUAAGAAAAAGAACAACAAAAAGAAGAAGAAGGGCGGCAAAGGCGGUGCAGCAGUCAGCGCUACGCCUGAUAGGCCUGGUACAGCCAUGGCUGCCGAACCAGAAAAGACAGAGAAGACGGAUGUUGCUGAUAGCUUGACUGUGGAAGAAGGAGUCAAGCUACGGGAAACGAUUGAUGAAAUUCAAUCAACCCUGAAGGAGAAGGACGAAGAACUUGAGAAACUGAGACACGAUGUGGAUGACAAGAAUGCGGCCAUCGAGCGCCUGCAAGGAAAACUCAAGGACCAAGACGACCUCAAGGAAGAGCUGGACGAUUUGCGGCAAGAACUUAUUGAUGUCGGCCAGGAACAUGUUGAAGCAAAAGACAAACUGAAAGACCUGCAGGCUGAGAAGUCAGCGCUGCAGAGCAACAUGGAAAAGUUGGAGAAGGAGAUCUCAGAAUUGAAGACCAGCCAAGCGUCAAGUGCAACUUCCGAGAGUGAACGCCAGAAGCUUGCCACGGACUUUGAAGAGCUUAAAACCAAAGCCGAUUCCUUGGAGACAGAUUUGUCAGCGGCACAGCAACUCGCAGCCCAGAGAUUUAAGGAUUUGACGGAUCUUCGAGACGUUUUACAGAAGGCUCAACCCGAGUUGAACGCCCUUCGAAAAGAGGUCACAGAGCUGAAGAACGUCAAAGAUGACCUUUCUAAAAAGGAGACUGAAAUACGCAAGCUUGAGACCAAGGAGAAGGAUUUGCGUUCCGAGAUCGCCACAUACAAAUCGCAAGUCGCCGCCAGAGAUGUGGAAAUCAAGACCUUAAAUGACAAGCUCAAACAGGAGACAAACAAGAAUUCUGCGCUCGAUCAAACGUGCACAAAGGCACAAAGAGACCUCGAGAAGUUAGAAGGCGAGCGGGCCGAUGCAGUAGAGGGACGGGAGCGGCUGGCCAAAGACCUGUCAAAGGCGCAAGAGGAGCUUAAAACCUCACGUGCAAACCUCAAGAAUCUUGAGCAACAGGCCGAGAAGCUCAACCGUGAUGCUUCGAGCAUGCGCGAGGAGAUUGAGCUCAAGGGUGCCCAGUAUGCAAGCGCGCAGAGCCUCAUGAACAGCAUGCAAGACCAGACGCAAGAGAUAGGCACGCAGAUGAAGGAAGUUCGUGAGCGUUGCGAAUCACUUGAGGAGGAGCUAGCAGACGCACACAGACUUCUGAGUGAGCGGAGUCGGGAGGGCGAGACAAUGCGUCGCCUGCUUGCAGACGUUGAAGGCCGCGCUGAGGCGCGCGUCAAGGAGAUGCGUGAACGAAUGGAUCUUGCGAUUGAAGAGCGCGACCGGGCAGAAGACCAAGCCAACACCAUUGGACGGCGUCGGGCUCGGGAGCUGGAUGAUCUCAAGCAGAAGGUGCGGGAUGCUGAGAGAGCGUUGACGCGCGUGCAGGAAGACAAGGGGGAGUUGGCGGCGUCUGAAAAGGAGCUGAGGAGACAGAAAGAGGAGCUGGAGAGAAAGGCAACGCAGGCGACAGAGGAAGUGGCCGAGGUCAGGGCUGCAAUGGGUCAACUGAGGGACGCGCUCGAUGAAGGAGAGAAGCAGAUGAGAGAAGUGGAGAGGGAAAAGGGCGAGCUGAGGAAGACGAUUGAGGAGACGCAGUCCAGGCUGGAGAAAGUGCAGAAGAGCAGCAAGUCUCUGGCGGAAGAUGUACGCACGCUCAAGCAGACGAAGUCGCCAGUCGAGUCGUCGCGAUCCUCAUUCGAGUCAGGCCGCGGGCGUGUAGGCUCUCCUCCGGUGCUGAAGGGAAGAUCGCCCUCGAUCGCCAGCGCGGUGGGCCAGAAUGCAGCGCCGGACAUGUCGAUGGACCUGGUGUACCUGAAGAACGUGUUGCUGCAGUUUAUGGAGCAGAAGGAUAAGAAGCACCAGAUGCAGCUGGUGCCGGUGCUGGGAAUGCUGCUGCACUUUGACCGCAAAGACGAGCAGAAGUGGAUGAGCGCCAUUACGACGAGAUAGGUAAGUUGGUAGGUAGGGAAUAAUUAAUGUAUGUACCUAAUAGUGGUGAUGAUGUCAACCGUGU
Molecule: messenger RNA, 3550 nt
Organism: Aplosporella prunicola CBS 121167
Lineage: Eukaryota; Fungi; Ascomycota; Dothideomycetes; Botryosphaeriales; Aplosporellaceae
Exons: 4
Coding region: 1-3486 (1161 amino acids)
Cellular component (GO): Golgi apparatus
Source: RefSeq, a predicted model, not a curated record